Molecule: messenger RNA, 816 nt
Organism: Paramuricea clavata
Lineage: Eukaryota; Metazoa; Cnidaria; Anthozoa; Malacalcyonacea; Plexauridae
Source: the annotation of a GenBank genome assembly
AUGAGUACAGUUAAAGAGCUUAAGAAGGAGAACGAUGCUUUAAAGCAGCAAGUGCAAGACCUGAGACAAGAUUUGAAAGGCAUAAGUGAACGUGUUGGGUCUAUUCGCUCUGAAGCCGUUAAAAGUUCAGACCUACAGUUUUAUAGCAAUACAUAUGAUGAUUUGCUUACGUUUAAGAAGGACACGCAAAACGAACUCAAACGAAUUGGUAACAAAAUAGAUUCUACUUCAGAUAAAGUUGACAAGAUCGCAGCCGCCAUUACUGCCUUCGAAGACUAUAGUUACCAAUAUAAUCUUAAAAUCGUGGGCGUGCCUCAAGUCAAACAAAACGAGUCGUGUGAAGAAACCGCCAGCUUAUGCCUAAAGAUCUUUGCUGGUUUAGGUGUGCAGGAAAUCUCCGUGCAGGACUUAGAUAUAGCUCAUCGAGUCCCUCGAAGAAAUAGCGGGAGCAGACCGAUGAACAAACCAAAUCCGAUCAUAUGUAAAUUCACACGUCGAAUGGCAAAAGAACGUGUUAUGGCGAUGAAAAGAAACACCAGCGAGCUGACGAACGUAUCAUUGGGGCUGGGAACACAUAUAGAGUUUGAAAGAAUCGGAAUUUAUGAGCACCUAUCGCCACGUAUGCAAGAGGUGUUUUACCAAGCCAAGAAUCUUCAAAAGCGAUGCAAUUUUAAAUAUUGCUGGAGCAAAUCUGCGAACAUAUAUUUGAAAGAAUAUGAUACUUCUCGUGCAGUCAGGAUACGGUCCUUGGAUGAUUUGGGUCGUUUUGAGCAACAAGCGCAACCAUCUCGACACCCAUCUGAUGAGCAUAGAUAA